Molecule: messenger RNA, 939 nt
Organism: Peniophora sp. CBMAI 1063
Lineage: Eukaryota; Fungi; Basidiomycota; Agaricomycetes; Russulales; Peniophoraceae
Source: the annotation of a GenBank genome assembly
AUGUCAGACGUUUCGGACCGCGACCAGAAGUUCUUCUUCCACUAUACGCCUGUUGAGGGGUUGUCGUACCUCUUCAUUGUGCUAUUUGGUCUGGCAGCCAUCAUCCACACAUAUCUCGGCUUCAGGUUCCGCAGGCGGUAUCUCGUGUGGAGUGCCGCCAUCUGCGGAUACAUGGAGGUCAUCGGUUGGAUUGGCCGUCUUUUAGCAGCUGUGAAUCCAGACUCUUCUUCAUUGAUACCCUAUCUCCUUAACUCGCUAUUCACCUUAUUCGCACCCACGCUGCUAUUAGCCGCCAACUUCAUGCUUCUGCGGGAUAUCAUGCAACGUUUAGGCGCUUGCUAUAGCCGCCUCAACCCACGUAUAUAUGGAAAGGUCUUCGUCACCUGCGACGCCGUAUCGCUCUUCAUCCAGUGCAGCGGUGGAGGCCUCUCAGCCGUCCAGAACCAGAACACGGUCAAGAUCGGUGGCGACAUCUCCCUCGUCGGCAUCGUCUUCCAGCUCUUCGGGCUGCUCGUCUACAUCCUCCUCGGCAUCGAGUACUUCUAUCGCUACUUCAAGGACGUGCCGUUGAAGAACAAGCCGGCCGAGAUGUACUACCGCGCGGAUUUCACCCCUCGAGUGCGGUGGCUCACUCUCAGUGUGGCUUCAAUGACGCUGCUUAUCUUCAUUCGGUCGGUAUACCGCGCUAUCGAGUUAGCUGGAGGAUAUGACGGGAAAGUAGCUGCGACGCAGUGGCUAUUCGUUGUCUUUGACGCCGUCAUGAUCGCCCUUGCCAUCUGGGUGCUCAUCUUCUUGCAUCCUGGCUGGCUGUUGAUCGAGUCGGAGGCGCAGAACGUUGCUGUUCGCCCGAGGUACUCUGGAGAGCAGAGUGCUGCAUAUGAUCCCAACGCCGACUCGAGCUACUCGCUCAAACCCCUCAAAGGGCAAGAGCGCGUCUGA